Capronia epimyces CBS 606.96 is the source of this 1641-nucleotide messenger RNA. Its product is annotated as histone acetyltransferase htatip. NCBI's taxonomy places the organism in Eukaryota, Fungi, Ascomycota, Eurotiomycetes, Chaetothyriales, Herpotrichiellaceae. Gene Ontology annotation, molecular function: histone acetyltransferase activity. The coding region runs from base 1 to 1641 and encodes 546 amino acids. Gene Ontology annotation, biological process: regulation of DNA-templated transcription. The record is from RefSeq and is a predicted model, not a curated record. The transcript is spliced from 6 exons.
AUGGCGGGCGGCGACCACGGUAGCGAAGCAAAUGAUACGCCCGAGCCUGUGAUAAAAAGUUUCGCCACGCUGAACCAACUGCAGAUCGGCGUGAAGGCUUUUGUUGAAAAGAACGGAGAAACAAGAAAGGCAGAAAUCCUCUCGAUCAAGCAACGGAACGCCAACUUGACAUUCUACGUACACUAUGUCGAGUUCAACAAACGUCUCGAUGAAUGGGUUUCAGCGGAACGGAUCGACCUGUCCCAGGAGGUGGAAUGGCCGGCGCCGGAGAAGCCAGAGAAGAAGAAAACCACGGUGACGAGCAAAGGACCGCCGUCGAAAGCGGCCACGGCGAAAACCGUCACUACCACCACCACCACCAAGGCCGGUCGGGCACGCACAGAGUCACGGCCAGGCUCUGCAACGCCCGACCUGCUGACGGCGAAAGCCGGCAACGACCGCAAGCGACCGGUGCCCUCCAAGGCCGGAGGCAAAGAGAACAGCGAUGGCGCGUUGGCGCCCGACGGCGACCCGGCCGCGGUGACGACGCAGGCGGGCACGCCGCUGCCGACGCUGAGCCAGGAAGACAGCAUGGGCCUCGGGUCCGGCGCGGGCGGCGAGGCCACGCCGACGGCGACGGCGACGGCGACGGCGAUGGCGGACGGGGCGACCAAGAAGGAGGAGAAGGUCGCGGGCAUCAUGGAGCCCGAGGAGGAGAUCGAGAAGCUGCGCACGGGCGGCUCCAUGGUGCAGAACCAGGCGCAGCUGCAUCUGGUGCGCAACCUCAACAAGCUGCAGAUGGGCAAGCACAUCAUCGAGCCGUGGUACUUUUCGCCCUACCCGCACGAGUUCGCCGACCUCGACAUGGUCUACAUCGACGAGUUCUGCCUGUCGUACUUCUCCUCCAAGAAGGCCUUUGAGCGCCACCGCCACAAGUGCGAGCUGCGCCACCCGCCCGGCAACGAGAUCUACCGUGACGACUUUGUCAGCUUCUUCGAGGUCGACGGCCGCCGCCAGCGCACCUGGUGCCGCAACCUGUGUCUGCUGUCCAAGCUGUUCCUCGACCACAAGACCCUCUACUACGACGUCGACCCCUUCCUGUUCUACUGCAUGGUUACGCGGGACGAGCACGGCUGCCAUCUGGUCGGCUACUUCAGCAAGGAAAAAGACUCGGCAGAGGGUUACAAUCUGGCUUGUAUUCUCACCCUGCCACAGUACCAGCGUCAGGGGCUGGGCAGACUGCUCAUCGCUUUCUCCUACGAGCUGAGCAAACGCGAAGGCAAGCUCGGCUCGCCCGAGAAGCCUCUCUCGGAUCUCGGCCUGCUAGGCUACAGACAGUACUGGAAAGAGGUCCUCAUCGAACUGCUCUCGGACCCGGCUCGCCUGCCUCCGCCGGGUUCGGCCUCACACACGCCCACUAUCGCGGAAAUCGCCUCUCUGACAUCCAUGACCGAAAAGGAUGUCCACGAACAGCUCGAGGUGCUGAAGCUGUUGCGCUACCACAAGGGCCAGUGGAUCAUCGUCGUCAGAGAGGAGUUACUCGAGUGGCAGGAGAAACGUCGGGCUAAGGAAAAGGAGAAGGGAGCCAGGCGCAUAGAUCCAAGCAAGUUGCAAUGGAAGCCGCCUGUCUUCACAGCCAGCAGUCGCACGUGGAACUGGUGA